GGUUUGUAAUUUAAACACUUUUACUGCACUACUGUAGUAUUUCAAUGUGGGGCAGUGGAGAGUCUAUUAAAUGCCUCACUUUUAGUUCAGCACACAGUCAUUCAUGCCUGGAGAGCGCGCAUUACGCACGGGAGUCGCAGCGACGCACACGCGUUCCCAAAGUGUUUUGGGUUUUCAUCUUUCUCUCUUGGCUUCCCAGAGGUAAGGAACAUCACGUCCAACCACAGAAAACACAGGGAUGAACUAUUUUCAUCUAAAUGCGCAAAGACGGCAAUGUUCAAGUGAAGAAGCCUGGAUUUUGGACAGGUGUAUUUAAAAGCGCAUCCCAUCAUCAGCAUCAGAAAUUUUCUUGUUGACAAACUGAAAAUGGAUUACCGAUAGCUGGAUGUUAUUCAUCUACAUUUACAGUACAUUUAAGACGCUUUUACAAGAAAACAAAAGUGAGGAGUACAACAAAGCGAUCCAUAAACGAGGCAAUAACACGAGCACAGAUGUUGAAAGACCAUGCACAUAAAUAAAUGAUGCACUGGGACUCGGAUGCUUCCGGAUGAACAUCUCGUCUAUAGACUGUUGAGCAUGAAUCCUCUGUUUGUGAUGCUGCUAUUGAAGUGCGUAUUUUUAUUUCCUGGGUUUGUGCAAGGCUUCACAGAGUCCAGAUGUGUUGGCCGCGCCUGCAGCCCUCCUAUGGGUAACUUGGCUAUUGGCAGGACCCUCUUCACGCUCUUCAACUCUUCCUGCUCGCCGACUCAGCCACGCUGUGUAGCAGAGCUCCAUCCUCCUGCCAUGAUGGCAGAUGACCCAUUUCUUCAUCCAGAUACCUGGUGGGCUUCUGUGGCGACCGCUGGAGAAAAGGAAGAAAUUCGGCUUGACUUGGAGUCACGGUUCUGCCUGAGCCAUGUCGUGAUGUUGUUUCGUUCCCCACGUCCUGCUGCCAUGAGGCUGGAAUGCUCGCGGGACUUCGGUCAGACGUGGGAAACUUUAAAACUGUUUGCCAGGAACUGCAGUGAGAUGUUUGGAGUCCCUGACGAUGUGAGCCAACCAGGAGCUCUGUGCACAUCCAGGUAUUCCAGUGUGCUCCCAUGCAGCAGAGGAGAGAUCAUAUUCCGGUCCAUAGGAUUAGGAAGUGGGAUUGUUGAUCCUUACAGUCCCGAAGCUCUGUCCCGACUGACCCUGACUAACCUGCGAAUACAGUUUCUGAAGUCUCAGCAUUGUCCAGUCUCUAAAAGCCAGCGGAGUGUCCAGGAUCCCACAUUUUUACCCAAAAUGCAAAGCAGGUCACUCACAGCUAGCUCAGAUCAAGAUUCAUCUCCUUUUGCUAUCUACUCUCUUGUGGCUAAAGGGACGUGUUUGUGUCAUGGUCAUGCUGAACACUGCCUUCCUAAAAAUGAAGGACAAGACAGCUUGCAAGACGGCAAUAUGGUGUCUGGUGUGUGUGUGUGUACCCACCACACAGCUGGUGAACAUUGCGAGAGGUGUGAGCCACUCUACAAUGAUCGACCCUGGAGAGCUGCCAACGGAAGCAGCGGUGAGAGCAACCCAUGCCAGAAAUGUGAUUGUAAUGCGCACGCAGAAAGCUGUCACUUCUCGCAGCGAGUGUGGCUGUCAACAGGGGGCAGUAGUGGUGGCAUCUGUGACAACUGCCAGCAUAACACCGUGGGUCGCCGGUGCCAGCGCUGCCGCCCCGGAUUCCACCGUCACCCUGCCAGACCCCUCAACUCGCCACAUGCUUGCACACGAUGCUGGUGUGACCCAGUUGGCUCUGUGUCAGCGAGCAGCGAGACACCGUGGUGCCAUCCCAGAAGUGGACAGUGUCACUGUAAACCUGGUGUGGGUGGCACCACCUGCAGUCAUUGUGUCGCGGGGUACUGGGGCUUCGGAGAGGAAGGCUGCAAAGUUUGCGUGUGCCCUUUGACCUGUGACCCCAUCACUGGUCAUUGUCUAGACAGCAGAGGGAAUGUCAAGCUUUACAAUGUACGCAUUGGUGGGAAAAUUCCUGAACUGUCCCACUUUAAACCUCAAGAGGAUGAGAGGGUGUGGCCUAAAGAACUGGCCAUCUCUGCACUGUACUACACAGGGAAGUGUAGCUGUAAGGAGAAAAGGCUGAAAAGUGUGUCUGAUCUUUGUAAGAUGAAACACACAUACGUGAUCAACGCCAGCGUGUUAUCCGCUCAUGAUAAGGGCACACACGCUGUUGUCCAGGUUAAAGUGAGAAAAGUGUUUCGUUCUGGAAAGCUGCCUCUUUCACAGGGCACGCACACACUUUACCCGCUCUCCUGGACCAGCCGGGGAUGCACCUGUCCCAUUCUUAACCCAGGUGGAAAUUAUUUGCUGGCUGGUCCAGAAGAGGUUAAAUCAGGGAGGCUAUUGGUCACCAUGCAGAGCCUGGUGGUGCCCUGGACCCCAACCCUGGGCUUUCAAGUUACAGAAGCACUGCACCAGGGCUGCCUUUGAGGCUCUUAACCCGAAUGUAGCGAAACACUACUAAAACUUGAAAGGCUUGU
Misgurnus anguillicaudatus (oriental weatherfish) is the source of this 2501-nucleotide messenger RNA. The record is from RefSeq and is a predicted model, not a curated record. Lineage: Eukaryota; Metazoa; Chordata; Actinopteri; Cypriniformes; Cobitidae.